This is a messenger RNA of Ilex paraguariensis (yerba mate), 1275 nucleotides long. Lineage: Eukaryota; Viridiplantae; Streptophyta; Magnoliopsida; Aquifoliales; Aquifoliaceae. The record is from the annotation of a GenBank genome assembly.
CAACACAGAUAUAGAGAGAAUCUAUAUCUAGCUAAAGCUGCCCAUAUAGAGAGAGAAAAGUAGUGAGAGAAACGAAAUUCUGUGAGAGCACUGAGCACCCCCUCCCUCAUCAUCAUGGCGUUCUUGUUGCAGAGCAGAUCAUGAAACCCUAGCUCUUACUCUAUGCAAAAAAAAAACCGCAGCAUUUCCUCCAAGAAUCGACCGUCAUUCUUAUUUCUAUUUCAAGAAAACAAUUGGCUAUCGAAGUGAUCGAUCGUUCGAUCCAAAUUUUUCAUAUACUUCGAGUAGUUUUCGAAGAAGUACUUUUUUAGUUUCUAUUCGGCGGUCCGAAUCAGUUCUUGUUGGUUUCGAUUUGGAUUGUGGCAUUUGGUGUUGUGGUUUGGUUGAGAUUCGGGGUGGCUGAGUUUGAUAGAAUGAGAGAGCUUUCGGAAGGUUAUUAGUGGUGAUUUUUUUCCCCGAAAUUUGGAUAUGGAUGAUAGAGGUGGAUCAUUUGUGGCUGUACGGAGGAUUCCGCAAGGUCUUGAGAGAGGCACCACGACCACCACCUGCCAUUCAACUUCGGAGGUUGUGGCAGGAUCAGCAGCAUGGCUUGGCAGAGGCCUUUCAUGUGUCUGUGUUCAAGGAAGAGAGAAUGAUGCUCGUCCAUCAUUUGAUCUGACCCCAGCCCAGGAGGAAUGCUUACAAAGGCUACAAAGCCGUAUUGAUGUUGUAUAUGAUGGUUCAAUCCCUGAACAUCAGGAAGCUUUGAGGACAUUGUGGAAUGUUGCCUUUCCUGAAGAAGAACUUUGUGAUUUAAUAUCUGAACAGUGGAAGGAAAUGGGUUGGCAGGGAAAGGAUCCAUCCACAGAUUUUAGGGGUGGUGGUUUUAUAUCACUCGAGAAUUUGCUGUAUUUUGCUACGAAUUUUCCGAAAUCCUUCCAAGAUCUUCUGCGAAAGGAGGAAGGUGAUCGGUCCAUCUGGGAAUAUCCAUUUGCUGUUGCUGGUGUUAACAUCACAUUCAUGCUUAUUCAGAUGCUUGAUCUCGAAGCAGUAAAACCACGAACAAUGGUAGGAGCGACCUUCUUGAAGUUUCUUGCAGAAAAUGAAUCAGCAUUUGACCUUCUAUAUUGCAUCACAUUCAAGCUGAUGGACAAACAAUGGCUUGCCAUGCGCGCAUCUUACAUGGACUUCAAUACGGUGAUGAAAUCUACUCGUCGUCAACUGGAAAGGGAGCUUCUGCAAGAAGAUGUAAUACGGCUUGAAGAUUUGCCAUCAUACAGCCUUCUUAGUCGGUAA